UGGUUUGAUUGGUAAACACCUUGUUUUGUCUGAGAUUUCAUUCAUUUCAUUUUCGUCAUUUUCUUAAUUGAAUCAAAAUUAUUCUGACAACAAGCAAUAUUUUGAUUUUGUUAAUUUUGUCGUCCAUUCGUUGUUAAUGUGUUGCGUGAUUGCUUGAAAAAAUAAAUAUUUUUGAUUGCAAAUAAUGAUGUCACCGAAUAUGAUGAUGAUGAAAGAAUCACCCAUCACUGCAUCGACUUUAACGUCAACAUCAACAUCCUCGCCGACCACAGCAACCAGCAAUAUAAUGUCGACAAUAAUGUCACCAUAUUAUCAUCGUUAUGGUUAUAUCGGCUCCACAAUUGAUCAUCAAUCAUAUCAUGGCAAUCGAGUCAACAACGAAUCUGUAAUCAAAAAAACAUCAUCAUCGCUAUUUUUGAUUGAUCAAAUUCUCAAAACAAACGAUUAUCAAACGGUAUCUGAUUGUCGAUCGGCUACCAGUGAAACUGAUGGAUCCAAUGAAACCAAUGAUAUCGACUGCAUCGAUACACUCGAUGAUGAUAAUGAUGAUGGCUGCGGCAGUCGAAAAAAUUGUUCACCACUCAUCGAUGAUGCGGAUGAUACAGAUUUAUCGUUGGAAUCGAUGCGUUCAUUAUCGGGCGGCAAUCGUCGUAAAAUCCGUCGCAGUCGUACUACAUUCACCACUUAUCAAUUGCAUCAAUUGGAAAGAGCUUUUGAAAAGACUCAAUACCCGGAUGUGUUCACACGUGAAGAAUUGGCCAUGAGAUUGGAUCUGAGCGAAGCUCGAAUUCAGGUCUGGUUCCAGAACCGAAGAGCCAAAUGGCGAAAACGUGAGAAAUCGGGCCAUAAUGAUGAAUCGACAAGUCCGAUGAUGAUGAUGAUGAUGCCAAACAGCGAUCAACUAAUCAACGAUCAACAACCACCAGCAAAACAAUCUACCAUUGCAUCUUCAUCAACCAAUUCGGCCACUAUUUAUUCACAAAGUACAGACAGGUCAAAGAUGCCGCCACCACCACCGUCAACAACAACAAUGACCAAUGCCAGCAACACCCUUACCACACCUUGCAACAAUUCGACCACGACAAUGGCAACAUUGCCGCCGCCGACAAUGUCCAUCUCAAAUUACAUCAAUCCUGCUCAACAUUGGUCAUUGAAUGGACAUUUACCGACACUGUUUCAACCAAAUGUAACAGUUCCAUCACCGUCAUCAUCAUCACCAUCAGCACUGUCAAAUUAUUUGCUACAGCAACACUUUUUGCGUUGGCCUGCGGCUGCAGCAGCCGCAGCUGCUGCCUAUUUAUUCGGUGGUGGUGAAGGUAAUCAUCAUGGUAAUCAUGGCGGUGAUCGAUUGGAACAAUGGGAAACAUAUCUAAAAGAAAUUCAAUUGUUAAAUGAUGAUGUUGUUGGUGAUCAACGGUAAUCACUUUUACAAAAUACAGACUAAAUCAAUAAAUUUGUACAGACCUUAAUCAAUAAAAAUAAAAUGAAAAAUCUAAAUCA
Messenger RNA from Dermatophagoides pteronyssinus (European house dust mite), 1500 nucleotides. RefSeq lists its product as uncharacterized. Gene Ontology annotation, biological process: regulation of transcription by RNA polymerase II. NCBI's taxonomy places the organism in Eukaryota, Metazoa, Arthropoda, Arachnida, Sarcoptiformes, Pyroglyphidae. Gene Ontology annotation, molecular function: RNA polymerase II transcription regulatory region sequence-specific DNA binding; DNA-binding transcription factor activity, RNA polymerase II-specific. The record is from RefSeq and is a predicted model, not a curated record.